Molecule: messenger RNA, 1774 nt
Organism: Oncorhynchus kisutch (coho salmon)
Lineage: Eukaryota; Metazoa; Chordata; Actinopteri; Salmoniformes; Salmonidae
Product: zinc finger protein with KRAB and SCAN domains 8-like
Exons: 4
Coding region: 177-779 (200 amino acids)
Biological process (GO): regulation of transcription by RNA polymerase II
Molecular function (GO): RNA polymerase II cis-regulatory region sequence-specific DNA binding; DNA-binding transcription factor activity, RNA polymerase II-specific
Source: RefSeq, a predicted model, not a curated record
GGUGAGGUUAAAUGUGGAAUGCCUGUCAUUAGACAGCCAACACUUCCUGUCCCUUCAAAAUACGAGUUCAACCUUCGAACCAAUAGCUGCCUAUACCGUGCCAAGUCAGCAGAUGGCGAUGUGCGUCUUUCGGGCGAUGCUGCUCAUGUGACGUAAAUUCUAGUGGGCGGGACCAGAUGCUUCUUCAACAACAACAGCUAUCGUUGGUCAACUACCUCGAGGUCUGCUGGACGGAGAAAGAGGGUCUGUGGCUGACCAUUGUCGUGAAAGAAGAGAAGGAAGAGGUUGAUGUCACAGUGAAAAAAGAAGUAGAGGGAGAGACUGUUACAGUCAAAGAAGAGGAAUACGCGUUCAGAAUUAAAGACGAGGAGGAUGUAGCCAUGAAAGAGGCUACUGCAGUUCAUGGAGUGAAGAAGGAAGGGGAGAUUACUGUCACAUUGACAGAGGAGACCGGAUAUCUGAUUAACACUAGAGAGGGAGCUGACUCUCGCCAUGACAGCAGGAAGAGUCCUUCAGGGGAACCAGACCCAGAGACACCCAAACCACCGAGACAACACCACUGUUCUCAGUGUGGAAAGAGAUUUGCCAAGUUAGGGAGCCUGAAAAAACAUGAGAGAACACACACAGGAGAAAAGCCUCACCACUGCGCCCAAUGUGGAAAGAGUUUUAACGAUGUAGGGUAUUUAUUAAUACAUCAAAGAAUACACUGGAGAGAAGCAUUACUGCUGCUCAAAAUGUGGGACAACUUUUACCUGGUUAGGGAGCCUGAAAACGCAUGAGAGGGCACACACCGGAGAAAAGCCUUUCCAAUGUUCCUACUGUGGAAAGCGUUUUACCCAGGUAGCGGCCCUAAAUAAGCACAAGAGGACACACACAGGAGAGAAGCCCUUCCAAUGCUCUCUGUGUGGAAAGAGUUUUACUAAGUUAGGGGGCCUGUAUAGGCAUGAAAGGAUACAUACACAGGAGCAGAAGACAUACCACUGCUCUCAUUGUGAAAAUACAUUUUCCCAGUUAGAGGACCUGAAAUCACAUGAGAGACUAGAAAGGCUGUGUUCAGACUUAUGUUUUUGACUUGAGAAUUUGUGUUUUUGUUUAUGCCUUAUGAAAUCAAAUUGUAUAUUUGAAAGCUUGCUUGAAAAUAGGCAUAUUUUUGUAUUAUUGUUUUGGACAUGAUUAUAUAUAAAUUCAGAUGUAUUAAUUUUGUAUUAUGAUAUAUUGAAUACAAUAAUAAACCCCUUAGAUGUUCAUUUUAUGAUUUGGAUAUUUUAAAAUGUAAAUUAUUUAAGUGACAACUUGCACAGGGCUUGGCUAUUCUAAGCCAGAAGGUUGAUAGGCUCCUGUUCGUAUUUCUGUAGAUUGAGGCAGCUUGAUGUACAAGUACACCCCCUGGACAGGACGUUAGUUUAUACAAUUAUUAUAUAGAUUAAUGGUAUUUUGCAUUUAUUAAUUCUAAUCUUGAAAACCUCUUGAAUUGAAAAUAUGAUUUGGAUAUUGCUAAAUUAAUUUGAUUGGAUAAAUUGUUUGGAUGUUGAAAAAUGUAUUUGAUAAUGAUUUGGAUAUUUCUAAAUCUAAAUGGUUAAAUCAAUGAAUAAUGUGCAUUUCUUGUCAAUGUAUUUUAUUGAGUUAAUUUGUGUAUUAGUCGUCAAGCUAAAGGUGUAUGAAAAUGUGAUGUUGUUCUGAGAACAUUGAUAAGUUGUUGAAAUGAAUGUUCUCAUCAGUAUUAUUAUACCACGUCAGAAAAUUCUCACUCAUUUAAAGUCUGCACUAAUCAACA